AUGGGUAGGGAGAACGAUCAGCGAUUCCUACUGCUGAUCGGUUGCCUACUAGCGGCGUCCAGUAGCAAUGCCGAGAUCACGACCGUCCUGGGCCAGAACGGGUACGACUACACUCCACCGAAGGUUCCCUUUCCGCCACCACCCAGUUGUCCGGCCGGAGGCGUUCCUCCGUACUGUUGUACUAAUGGCGGCCAAGGACCAAACUGUGUAGUUCCGACACCGCCACCACCACCAAGUUGCCCUUCUGGAGGUGUUCCACCGUACUGUUGCACCAACGGAGGAACCGGACCUAACUGCUACGUCCCUCCACCACCGACUCCUCCUCCAACGAGACCACCACCGCCGCCACCACCAAGCUGCCCAGCUGGAGGAGUCCCGCCGUACUGCUGUACCAACGGAGGAUCUGGACCAAAUUGUUAUGUCCCUCCUCCGCCAACUCCUCCGCCAACUCGUCCUCCUCCACCACCACCACCAAGUUGUCCAGCAGGAGGAGUCCCACCGUACUGCUGUACUAAUGGAGGAUCUGGACCCAAUUGUUAUGUACCUCCGCCGCCAACUCCUCCUCCAACCCGACCACCACCGCCGAGUUGUCCUGCUGGAGGAGUCCCACCAUACUGCUGUACCAACGGAGGAUCUGGACCGAACUGCUAUGUGCCACCACCGCCAACUCCUCCUCCGACAAGACCACCACCACCAAGCUGCCCAGCUGGAGGAGUCCCACCGUACUGCUGUACCAACGGAGGAUCUGGACCGAACUGUUACGUACCUCCUCCACCAACUCCUCCUCCGACUCGACCUCCACCACCACCGACUCGUCCACCGAGCUGUCCGGCCGGAGGCGUCCCACCGUAUUGCUGCACGAACGGAGGAUCGGGACCGAACUGCUACGUUCCGCCUCCGCCAACUCCUCCACCGACACGACCACCACCUCCGAGUUGCCCUGCCGGAGGAGUUCCGCCGUAUUGCUGCACCAACGGAGGAUCCGGACCGAACUGCUACGUUCCUCCACCCCCAACUCCUCCACCAACACGUCCUCCUCCACCACCUCCAACCCGUCCACCUAGCUGCCCAGCUGGCGGUGUUCCACCGUACUGCUGUACGAAUGGCGGCCAAGGACCGAACUGCGUCGUUCCCACACGCCCCCCGAAAGGUGACGAGUACCUACCGCCAUGUCCGAACGGUGGCCAAGGGCCGAACUGUGUAGAACCUACGCGCCCGCCUGUAACUCCAGCUCCAAGGCCACCAUUUGGAUGUCCUAAUGGAGGAGUUCCACCAAACUGCUGCACCAACGGCGGACAAGGACCGAACUGUAUGAUUCCACGACCACCUCCGCCACCACCGAGCUGUCCUUCGGGCGGUGUUCCCCCGUACUGCUGUACUAACGGAGGUACUGGUCCCAACUGUUAUGUCCCACCUCCUCCUACGCGUCCACCAACCCGUCCACCACCUCCGCCAACUCGUCCACCGAGCUGCCCAGCUGGAGGUGUCCCUCCGUACUGUUGUACCAACGGAGGAUCUGGACCGAACUGUUAUGUCCCUCCUCCACCAACUCCUCCGCCAACUCGUCCCCCACCUCCACCGACUCGUCCACCGAGCUGCCCGGCCGGAGGAGUUACGCCGUAUUGCUGCACUAACGGAGGAUCAGGCCCGAACUGCUAUGUUCCGCCUCCCCCAACUCCUCCUCCAACUCGCCCACCCCCAACACGACCACCAAGCUGCCCGGCUGGAGGAGUUCCUCCAUACUGCUGCACUAAUGGCGGUUCUGGUCCCAACUGCUAUGUGCCACCACCGCCAACUCCUCCACCAACUCGCCCACCACCACCGCCGACGCGCCCACCGAGCUGCCCAGCUGGCGGAGUCCCACCUUACUGCUGCACUAACGGAGGAUCCGGUCCUAACUGUUACGUACCUCCGCCGCCAACACCUCCGCCAACACGGCCACCGCCACCACCGCCAACACGACCACCGAGCUGCCCUGCGGGAGGUGUCCCGCCGUAUUGUUGUACGAAUGGAGGAUCUGGACCAAAUUGUUAUGUCCCUCCACCCCCAACUCCGCCACCUACCCGACCACCUCCGCCGCCGACGCGCCCGCCGACGCGCCCGCCGAGCUGCCCUGCAGGAGGCGUCCCACCGUAUUGCUGUACCAACGGAGGAUCCGGACCGAACUGUUACGUACCACCACCACCGACACCACCACCAACGAGACCACCACCACCUCCAACUCGUCCUCCAGCUUGCCCAUCCGGUGGUGUUCCACCUUACUGCUGCACCAAUGGAGGUUCUGGACCGAAUUGCGUCGUGCCGACGAGGCCUCCUCCACCUCCACCGACGCAAGGCAAUGAGUAUCUUCCUCCGUGCCCUAACGGUGGUGUUGGACCAAGCUGCCAAGUUCCGCCAACGCGUCCACCAUCUUGUCCGUCCGGUGGAGUACCGCCUUACUGCUGUACUAAUGGUGGAACAGGACCUAACUGCUACGUACCACCACCUCCUACUCGCCCGCCAACACGACCACCACCACCACCAACGCGCCCACCUAGCUGUCCAUCAGGUGGAGUACCGCCGUAUUGCUGCACUAAUGGAGGAUCUGGUCCUAACUGUUACGUACCCCCGCCGCCAACACCUCCUCCAACGCGACCACCACCGCCACCGCCACCAAGUUGUCCGGCAGGAGGAGUCCCACCGUACUGCUGUACUAAUGGAGGAUCUGGACCCAACUGUUACGUACCUCCGCCGCCAACUCCACCUCCUACUCGUCCUCCACCACCACCGACUCGUCCUCCAAGCUGCCCGGCCGGAGGCGUCCCACCGUAUUGCUGCACCAACGGAGGAUCCGGACCGAACUGCUACGUUCCUCCUCCGCCAACUCCUCCACCGACACGACCACCACCUCCGAGCUGCCCAGCGGGAGGUGUUCCACCAUAUUGUUGUACCAACGGAGGAUCUGGACCGAACUGCUACGUCCCUCCGCCACCAACACCACCUCCUACUCGUCCUCCUCCACCCCCGACCCGUCCUCCAUCUUGCCCAGCCGGUGGUGUUCCACCGUAUUGUUGUACCAACGGAGGAUCUGGACCGAACUGCUACGUCCCUCCGCCACCAACACCGCCUCCUACCCGUCCUCCUCCACCCCCGACCCGUCCACCAUCUUGCCCAGCCGGAGGUGUCCCACCAUACUGUUGCACAAAUGGAGGAAGUGGCCCCAACUGCUAUGUGCCUACUCGACCGCCGCCACCACCGCCAACUCCUGGAAAGGAUGAAUACCUGCCACCAUGCACCAAUGGGGGAGUCGGACCGAAUUGUGUUAUUCCUCCAAUUCCUCGACCAACACCGCCUCCACCAAGCUGUCCAUCAGGUGGAGUACCACCGUAUUGCUGCACUAACGGAGGAUCUGGUCCUAACUGUUACGUACCCCCGCCGCCAACUCCUCCUCCUACUCGUCCUCCACCACCAAGUUGUCCUGCAGGAGGAGUCCCACCAUACUGUUGUACGAAUGGUGGAUCUGGACCGAACUGCUAUGUGCCACCACCACCAACUCCUCCACCAACGCGUCCUCCACCACCACCUCCAACCCGUCCCCCAAGCUGCCCAGCUGGAGGAGUCCCGCCGUACUGCUGUACCAACGGAGGAUCUGGACCGAACUGUUAUGUCCCUCCUCCGCCAACUCCUCCCCCGACUCGACCUCCACCACCACCACCACCUACUCCAGCACCUGGUUGCACUAAUGGUGGUGUGCUGCCUUUCUGCUGUACCAACGGUGGUCAGGGGCCGAAAUGUGAAGUACCGUCGCACACGUUGGAAGAAGACGGAUAUCAUUACAAACGACCUAAUAAACCGUUCACAUUCUAG
Anopheles coustani is the source of this 3846-nucleotide messenger RNA. Its product is annotated as nascent polypeptide-associated complex subunit alpha, muscle-specific form-like. The coding region runs from base 1 to 3846 and encodes 1281 amino acids. The transcript is spliced from 5 exons. The record is from RefSeq and is a predicted model, not a curated record. Lineage: Eukaryota; Metazoa; Arthropoda; Insecta; Diptera; Culicidae.